Molecule: messenger RNA, 1161 nt
Organism: Dreissena polymorpha
Lineage: Eukaryota; Metazoa; Mollusca; Bivalvia; Myida; Dreissenidae
Exons: 4
Coding region: 1-1161 (386 amino acids)
Biological process (GO): double-strand break repair via homologous recombination
Cellular component (GO): cytoplasm; nucleus; chromosome
Molecular function (GO): four-way junction helicase activity; ATP binding; 3'-5' DNA helicase activity
Source: RefSeq, a predicted model, not a curated record
AUGUCGCAAUCUACAUGCUUGCUAAAUGUGAAAGAAAACAUGUCCCUAUCCGGUUUAAAACACAGAUCGCACUCAGACAUGGGUUAUGGAAAGAGUUUGGUGUAUCAGAUAAUUCCAAAGUUGUUGUCAAUUGUGAAAAAAGAUGAACCGCAAGCGACGAUAUUAGUCAUCUCUCCAUUAACAAUCAUUCAAAAUGAGCAGAUUGAAACUCUAAAAAAGUAUGAUGUAAAGGCCUGUAGGCUUUCUUACCAUGAAUGUGAUGGAGAAGUAGAGCUUAUGGAGAAAGAUAUGAUCCAGAAUAUUGCAGAAGGGGAAUUCGCAAUUGUGUUUGCUCAUCCUGAAGUACUACUUAACACAGUCAGUGGAAAAGACUGGCUGAGCAAAAGACAAUUCAUUGAUCAUGUAAAAGGGGUAGUGAAAGAUGAAUGUCACAUUGUAAAAGAAUGGGAAGAGGAAUUCAGGAAAGCCUUUCAAAAACUGAAGACUCUUCCUGCGGUGUUUAAUGAUGUCCCAUUUAUGGCAUUAAGUGGGACAUUACCAACCAGUCUGAUGAAGGAGCUACCAAACAUAUUGGAUCUCAACAACCCCGUGACAGUCCAAGAAAGCCAUGACCGUACGAAUAUAUUUCUGAAAAAACUUCAAAAGUCGAAAUCUGGUGACACUAGUGAAAUUUAUGAAUCAAUUUUAAAAACAGAAUGUGAUGACCUUAAGAAAAACCCCUACAGUUAUCCUGUUACACACCUUUUCAUGCCUUUGUACUAUAUAAGCCAGGCAGCAGCAUAUCUUAAGCAUUUUUUUGGAGAUGGUGAUAUUACAACGUCUUGCUAUGCAGUGUUGUUUUCCAGACAAGACAAAGUUGUUCUUAAAACAACAGUUGAGAAGCUACAAAUGGAAAAUCCCCGAAUAAGACUGAUUUUAACAUCAUCAGUUGCUGGCAUGGGGUUUGAUACCCCAAGUGUGAAGAGGAUCAUUUAUGCAAGACCACCGCGUAACUUGUCCCAGUACCUCCAUGAGAUAGGGAGAGCAGGUCGAAGGGGACAAACAGUUCUGCAAUUCUUCAUUACAACAAAAAAAACAUUGCCAAAAAUAUUCCUGGAAUUCAAGAAGACACAGUGCAGUAUUGCAAUAAUGAGGAAACAUGCCUCAGGGAAUUGUUGUUAA